AUGCCCAUCGGCCAGCAAGAAUCCGGCGUGACGUCCGGCGUCAAGUUCGUCACAUCAACCAUCGGCAACACAGUCGGCGGUGUCACAAACACCGUUGGAGGUGUUGUGGGCGCGCUGGGACGCGGUGUUGGCGAGACACUCGAGGGCGCGACGGGCAGUGCGGGAAGGCCUGUUGCGCGCGGGUUGGCAGAUGCAUCGACCAGUGUUGAGGAUGGUGCGGCCAAGAUCGCUGGAGGUGUGAAGAGGGCUGCCAACGGACUAUGGGUCUCCCAGAGCAGAAACUCCAUAGCAGCAGUCGCGGUCGUGGUAGUUCUGGCAUUUCCAUUCAGCAUCAACGUCGGCGUGAUGAAGAUGAAACUUGCGCCAUUCUUCCAAUCCGCCUGA
This is a messenger RNA of Boeremia exigua, 384 nucleotides long. RefSeq lists its product as uncharacterized. Lineage: Eukaryota; Fungi; Ascomycota; Dothideomycetes; Pleosporales; Didymellaceae. The record is from RefSeq and is a predicted model, not a curated record. Bases 1 to 384 code for a protein of 127 amino acids. The transcript has 2 exons.